UCAAUUUCUACAAAUGGCGUCUGGUUUUGAGCGACGUUGAAGCGUACCACGACAAGGAUAGUUUUUAGUUCGCCGAAGCAGACGGCCGGAGUAGUAGAGCAUACGCAUAAGUGGUGAGCAGCAAAAGCAGCAGCAGCAGCAGGCAGGCAGCACUACUUUGUAAAUACAUACUGUACAUAUAGCGAGAUGAGUACACAAACCCGUUCUGGAGGUGGCGGCGGCGGUGGCGGUGGCGGUGGCCGUAACAAGUCCAAGGCCAAACAUCAUGAAAAUAAGGAAAAUCUGGCUAAGGACGAAGGACAGAACCAGUCACAGCAGUAUCCGAAAGGAGGUCCGACCGCGAACAAUGUCAGUGGAAAUGAUGGGCUAGCUGGUGGAGCUACGGCUUCCGUGGGCGGCGGUAAAGGAGGCGACCAUCAUAAACAGAAGGGCAGCGGUGGCCACAAGGGCACAGAUAAUGCUGCACCGAAGGUUGUUGAUGUGAAGGAAAAGCAGCCGAAGGAAACUGGCGGCGGAGGUGGCAGCGGCACCGCGGGAACCAACAAUGAAAAAUCCGGCGGACCUACAGGAGCAGCCUCUAGUGCUGGCGCCGGUGGUGCAUCUGCUACUCACACUGCGGUUAAGGCGAAGCAACCGACCGCCGAACAGAUCCGCAUUGCUCAGAUCACAGACAUCAAGAGCGGCAUGGAUGAUCCGAAAAUUCAGGAGAAAAUCCAAAGCCUGAUGGAAACUACGCAACGGUCUGAGGAAGAGGUGUGCUGCGCACUGCAGGAAUGUGACAGUGACUUGGACCGAGCAGUCAUCUUUCUGCUGGAGACGCUUCCGGUGGGCGCCUUCGCGACUACGUCGAAAAAGAAAAAGAGCAAAUCUCAGGCGGCGGCGCAGAAAGAUGGCGAUAACGAUGGGGACUGGGACACAGUUGGUCAGGCUUCCGGUGGCGGCAGCGGUAUUCAGCUGGGUGGCAUCAACGUCGAUCUGAAGGAGCAGCAGCGCCGCGGUGGCAACCGUGGUGGUCCGGCCAAUCAACGUUCUGGUGGUCCGGGUCGUGGUGGCCGUGCUGGGGGCUAUCGUGAUGGUGGCGACCGUGAUAGAGAUCGCGACCGUAAUGGCUACGACAAGGGUGGUGAAGGCGGUGGUUACCGCAACCGGACGGGAGGUGAUGGUGGUCGUAUGCGGGGUGGCCGUGAUGGUGGUGGCCCGGGAGGUCCUGGUCGUGGUAACUACGGAUCGAGGGGAGGUCGUGGUGGUGGUCCGCGGCUUGGCACUCGCGGACCAGGUUCGCGUGAUCAGAAUCGCGGUUCGCGGAUGAUGAACAACGAUCAUCAGGAGAUUGAUUCGUGGGAACCGGUAACGACACCGGCAAACGCAAACGAUCUCAAACCGGAGGAAUGUUCAGCGUUUACCGAUACGUGGGGCGAUUGGGACAACGAGGAGUACACGGGAUCAUUGUCCGAUACCAAAGUUUUUACGGCUAGCACCACGACUACGGCAACAGCCCCGUCUACUGGUACGGGACCACAGCAGCAACAGUCGCAGCAAUCCACGCAGACCGGAGCAACAACUGCGGUUUCCAACGUUACGGAGCUGGCGGCACCGCCGGGACUGGAGCAGCAGGUGCUGAAUCCACCACCACCAAAAGAUACAGAGUUAGUGCAACAGUACAGCACGACUGUCGUUUCAAGCACGGCCACUGCGGCGGUUGCUGCCGGUGGUGGAGCGGCCGGCGUGGCUGGCGUUGUGCCCCAGUAUUCGGACCUGCACGGAACAGGCACUCCGAACGCUACUACUGCUGCUCAGCACUUACGGCAGGCGCUCGAUAUGCCACCCAUGAACACGUCCUCGUCCCUCUCGGUAGAACAAACUCAGUAUUUUAGUACAUUAUCAUCUCAGAAUUCCAAUCUCCAGCCAACGUCCAGCGCUGUUGGUUUCCAGCAGCAGCAACAGCAGCAGCAGCAGCAGCAGCAGUCGCAGCCAGGUGUGGUUCCUUCGCAGCAACCCACCACGGUACCGCAAGCUCAGCAAGUGCAGCAGCCGCAAGCUAAUUCCGUGCAAUAUCCGACCGCAGCAUACGUUGGUGGAACUAACGAUGCGGCCCCGACAAGUUAUGCGGCUGCUGCCACCCAGCAACCACCUGUGCGGCGGCAGCAACGGGCCCGCGUACCGCCACCAUCCAAGAUCCCAUCGACUGCGGUCGAAAUGCCGGGAGACAAUAUGAACAGUAUUGGUUACCUGGAUGUGCAGUUUGGCGGUCUCGACUUCGGUGCGGACGACUCGUUCGAUGCUGUGGUGUCGGAUAAGUUCAAUUCCACCGGUGGAAGCGGUGGUGGUAGUGGCGUAAUGGAUCAACCCUCCUCUACCGGACAAGUUGCGUCGGUAUCGCAAGCAACGCAGUCUGUUGGUGGGCAGCCGCAAGCGUCACAAACUCAGCCUGUGCAGCAGCAACAGGGAACGCAAGUGCCGCAAGCAACGGUAGGAGUGCAACCUCAACCAACGCCAAGUCAGUUGCAGCAGCAGCAACAGCAGCAGCAACAAGUCGUUUCGCAAACUCCGCAGCAAACUGUACAACAGCCGGUGGAUGUAAACGACUACCAGACGAAGGUUGGCGGAGGUGUUGUACCGGGCAGCGUUGUCGUGCCGAACAAUUUGCAGCCCAAACCGUCCAACCUACCAGUGGCCCCUGGUUUGACAUCGUCGCAAAUUAUGCCGGGACAGGGAGCAGCAGAAGGUCUCUCGUCUCAGAAUGAUGCGCUGACCAACAGCUAUUCGCAGCGUAACAACGCAACCGGAUCGGUGUCUACGUCCGUUAGUGCCGGUGUGAAUUCCAUGAGCAAUGCGGCGGCUGCGUUAGAUCAACUAACGAAAUCGGAUCCUUAUGGUCAGUCGGCCAGUACAAACACAGCAUUGACCGGUGGCUACCAGAACGUACCAUACUCGUCCACGCAAACGAAUAAAACGCAGUCGUAUCCUCCAUCCGGCGCCCCGCAAGCUUACAACAACAUGAGCUAUUCUACCAACCAGGUAACUAACGCCUAUCCCCCGUCGACGAAUAACUACGGUUCGUACAAUCAGGGCAAUGUGAAUGCUUAUCAGCCGCCGAGCAGCAGCGUGACCAACAACGUCGUUCCGAACAACAAUGCCGGCAACUCUGUUGGAGGUGUUUCGAAUCAGUCGAACCUACCGGUCAAUAACAACGCGGUUAAUAGCAGCUCGAACAAUAAUUCUGGUGGCUACUUAUCCAGCCAAUAUCCCGUAAAUCAGACGUCGUCUGCCUUCCCGUCUCAGCAGAACUAUCAAAACAGUUCGCAGAACGUGUAUGGAAACGCCGGGCUUAGUAGCAACACAGGGUAUUCUGGAAGCACAAACACUACAUCCGGCCAGUAUGGUAGUAAUUUUAGCUCGUCGAAACUGAAGGACACGCCGGUGGUUUCAACGCCAUUCGAAAGUGUGGCAUCCAGUACGGUUUCGAAUAGUAAUGCGAACAAUUCGAAUAACAAUGUAACAAGCUCGUCUUCGCUGCCCAUCAGUUCCGUGGUAUCCACGACAACGAAAAGCAGCAGUAGUACUAGCGGCACGGGUGUCGUCACCAAUAUGCCGUUGGUAAAUCCGUACAUUCAGGCACCGGGUGUGCCGUUCUACCAGCAGGCUGCUGUCUAUUCGUACGAAGAUCUGCAGCUAAUGCAACAGCGUCUGCCGCAUGUGCCUGGUUUUUACGACAUCAACUACCAGACGCCUACGAGUCUCGGCGCGGCCGGAGUACGCGAUGCGAAUCUCGGUUCCGUCGCGUACUCGACCAUGUCCGAUGGUCGGUUCACGCGAACCGACAACAACUCGUCACCUGUUAGUAAUGUUCCCAGUUCCUUGUCCCAACAAACAGGGUCUGGUGGUCCUAUGUUGAACCUGCCAUACGCUUAUUUUUACGGCGGCAAUAUGAUGCCGGCCAGCGGCUUCCAAUAUGGCACACCUGUCUAUCCUCAACAGAUGCCGACAAAUGCGGCAACAUCCGGCGGUCAGUUCCAGAAGCCGGCUUAUAACACCGGAGGGUAUGGUUCGGCGGCCGGGUAUGACACGCUAGGCCAAUCGGGUCAGGAUUACAACAAGAAUGCUUACCAACCGUCGAUCGUGGGACAGCAGCAAUCGAAGGGUCAAACGGUAGCCAAUCCGCAAUCCGGCACUGGCAGUGGAUCCGACAUGGCACCGUCCAUGUAUGGGAAAAACCACGUGGCAAUUAACAAAGUCAAUUAUGACAAACAAUCGUACCAUUCGGGAACACCGCCGCCGUACAAUAUUGCCGGAACACAGACGGCUGGAACAACUUCCGCACAACCCUACGGGCAGCAUCUCGCGUACAUACCAACAAUGGCGACGCAUCACAAUAUCAAUAUGCAUCAAAACAUGCAUCAGGAUUCCAACAGCAGCGGUCAAAGACCGCAGACUAACAACCAGGGAAAGACUGGAAGCAAGCAGCAAGGUUAUUCUGCGUCUACUUACUGGACUGGGCCGAACUAAAGUCGCGUAGGAAGUGGGGGGGAAAAUA
Messenger RNA from Anopheles maculipalpis, 4534 nucleotides. It is a transcript of the gene lig, whose product is annotated as protein lingerer. Gene Ontology annotation, molecular function: protein binding. The transcript is spliced from 12 exons. The record is from RefSeq and is a predicted model, not a curated record. The coding region runs from base 187 to 4506 and encodes 1439 amino acids. Gene Ontology annotation, cellular component: nucleus; cytoplasm. Lineage: Eukaryota; Metazoa; Arthropoda; Insecta; Diptera; Culicidae.